AUGGCAUUCAAGUCAUCUCCCCAGCCUCUUGUUCAGGGAGGGCAUGCUCAUCAACCUGAUGAAUUGCCUUCCAUGUUUAUCUCCUCAACAGUGCCCGCCGUGGACGAGAACACCAUCAUCCUCGGAGCGACCCACCCUACACUCUCCACGGGCAACCCGAUACAUGAUGGCUGGUUUAUAUCAGACUUCUACGCCUUCAAUUUCCUGUUGAAAGGACUUGGCAUGGAACAGACUUGGCUAACCGCCGCGGAACCCGAGAAGCUCGUCCAGAAAUAUGGAUCAUACCUGCAUGGAAAUCCAUAUGAGGAGCGCAAGAUAUGCCUGAGCCAAGAGCUUCUGGACAGCGAUGAGCUUUCGCCUGUAACUGUGGUUAGCUCAGCGAAAAUGAUCGACCGAUUUCUGAUGGAAGCAAAGAGGGCUUCCGAGCUGGCGAAGAGAACGUCGGCUCCCCUUCUCCUCCUUGUCUUUUGCCACGGAUUGCCAAGCUUUGAUUUGCUUUUAGACAAUGGGAACAGACACAAGGGUCUAUCCGCCAUGAGGUUGAAAGGUGUGCUUGAGCCCGGUGUACGUGUGACCCUCAUUACUACGGCCUGUCACUCUGGUGGCUGGGUUACAAACCCAGAUUUUAAUUACACCACAAUGGCAGCCGCGAAUGCAGCUCGUACGAGUAAGGGGUUAUCAAAUUCCUGGGGUAUCUCGCAAAGCAUCGGCCGGACCUGCGGCUCCGUUUUCGCGAGCACGCUUGUGGAGAGCUUGUCGAGCGCAACAAGCCCACUUAUUGAUCCUAGCGAAAGGUCUACACCAUCAAAUUUCCCUGGAACCCAGUCCCAGCUGCAGCCAGAUGAGCCUGACGAACAUCAGACCAUGACAUAUAACGCCUUCUGCCAUUCGAUCUGGCGAACAUGCGAGCACCGUGUAACCCGGCUGUGGUAUGCCCAAGGAUUCAGUUUUAGUGCACAGGAUGACCAGUGGAACUUUUCCUGGACAGGACGUACUGGAAUCCCUCUAAGAGACUUCGAACGGCGAUGGAAAACGCUCGCCUCAUACCCAUAUACCGGCCCCGCCGAUGUCCGCGACCUUCGAAAUACCUAUCUAGAAAAUCUGACCUUUCUUGAAGCUGACUCUGCAAACACUGGUGGCGCCGAAGGCAUUGUUGACCAAAUGACGGAAAGCAUCGCCCACGGGCGGAUCAAAGCCAUGGGGCGGCUAUUCCACCAAACGUGCCCCGGGGACUGGGAUAGAGGGCAAAUGGUAGGAUUUGGCGGAACGUUGCGAGGGUACUACGAGCGCGAUGAAUUCAAGGAACGAGCCUCUGAGUUUGCUGCAACUAUCCGCUUUCGCUGGGAGAUGGGACUGCUUACGGACUAUGUGGUCAGUGUAUUUGGGCUUCCUAUGCCUAGCAAGAAGAUCUGUAUCUUAUGGGAUGAAUUUGCUUGGGAGGCUGCUAUAAAACGGAUCGAUCCCACUUGGGAGGCUCGUGAAGACAAGAUUAGAAGAGCCCUUGGCGACUGUUUGGAACUCGCCCCCCGUGACGAUCAAGGUCCGUUUUUUUCCCGACCAAAUUGUUACCUAACAGCUGCUCUCGUUGAGGCCAACAAACCCUACGAUGAGACCAUGGCUAUUAUCUCUGCCAUAGGUCAGUUUAUGGAGACCUUGAAAGAGUUCCAUCAGCAGCGUGCUUGCGAAGACGAGGGUGUCCGCCGCCGUGGCAGAGAGUGGUUCAAGACUGUCGGCAGACGAGCCCUCCGGUCACUUUCGCCUCGUAAGAGACUGCCAGCCAAGCCCCGUGGUUCAGAGGUCAUUGGAUAA
Messenger RNA from Penicillium vulpinum, 1809 nucleotides. RefSeq lists its product as uncharacterized. NCBI's taxonomy places the organism in Eukaryota, Fungi, Ascomycota, Eurotiomycetes, Eurotiales, Aspergillaceae. The transcript has a single exon. The coding region runs from base 1 to 1809 and encodes 602 amino acids. The record is from RefSeq and is a predicted model, not a curated record.